AAAAAAAGCUGUAAAAAUAAAUCUGCAUUGUUAAUCCUUUCGAUCUUUUAUUCUGUAAAUUCACAAAAAUCUAACCCUUCAUUGAAGUAAAUAAAUUAAAAGUGGGGGGAAAUCAAGAUAAGAAAAUGUUUCUCCAAAACAUGUUGGCCACAGUUAUUAAGAGCUAUGUUUGCUUCUAAAUUAAGGACAUUUUAUAAAGAAGUUUAUUGAACAUAUUGGGAAAUAUACAGUAAAUAUGCAUUCUUCCACAACCGAAGUGUUAGUCAAAAUAAUGGCAAUAAUACAAACUGUUCACAUUGAACAUUUGUAACCUAAUGUUGGUUUUCAACAUAAGAGACACCAAAUUUGACUUUUUUCCCAGGUGAUCGUUAAUAUACAGCAUAUGUCUGAAGUUCCCAAUGACACUUUUCAACAUAUUGUAAUUACAACCCUUUCCCCAGAAGCGGUGAAGUGUUGGGUCUAUGACACCGUGGCACAGGUGAGGGAGGGUGGUGCUAAGCAGGCUGUAUCCUAUCAGUGACAGGGGGAUAUCUUUGGAGAUGUUUGGCUGGUUCAGGCAGUUAUAGGCCCCAUGACCCCCUUGGUAAAACAACGGGUUCAUUCUUUGCUCCGCUGCUGACCUCAUUGUCUCUUUGUGAAGUGAAAAUCCAGAGUUGCAUUCUGCUCAAUGGUCCGACAGCUGCUGGUGUGUGUAGCAUCUCUGCUGUGAUGGAGGUGAGUGGAUGAGAGAGAGUCCGAGCAGCUGCCGCCAGGAAACCCCUGGAUCCAAAUGACCAAAACAUGAGUCUCAGUAGAGAUGCUGUGGCAGUGAUUGAGAAUCCUGUGGUGGUCAGUCAGUCUUUGCACACAGAGCAUCUACAGGUGGACAUGAUUGAGACGGGACAGAAUGAUCCCACCUGGCACAGAGAACUGCAGUUUCUCCAUCCAGUGUCUGGCAAAGUGUCAGCCCAUAAACUGGUGAGAGUGUUUGCAGCUCUGUGUGUACUGUGUCUGCUGGGAGGUGUUGUCAUUGGAGUUUGGUUCAUAGUGAAAAUUCUCUUAAGGCCUAAUUCAGCUCAGAGCCCUGCCAGCCUGGGAGACGCCAAAGACACGUCCUUCUGCAACAUAACCGAGGACAUCUCUGUGACAGACCCCAGGAAAGUGUUUUACAGGAUCAGUGUGGAGAACUCUCUUCUGGAGAUCCAGCUGGAGAAGCUACAGACGUGGCUGCCCGUAUGUUACGAGAGGUGGAACUCUUCUCUGGGAACGCUCGUAUGUCGACAGCUGGGCUAUCUGAGAUUAUCGAAGCACAAAGGGGUUAAUCUGACUGAUAUUGGGCCGAACUACACUGAUGGAUUUGUCCAAAUCACCUCAGAAAACCAAAGUAAUUUGGAGAGUUUAUGGCGUUUCAGAGGAAGCUGUAGUACAGGAAAGGUUAUAGCAUUAAAAUGUUUUGAGUGUGGGACCAGAGCAAAGUUACCCAGGAUUAUUGGAGGAGUGGAAGCCACUCUGGGCAGAUGGCCUUGGCAAGUGAGUCUCUACUACAGCAACCGCCACAUCUGCGGAGGAUCCAUUAUCACCCACCAGUGGAUAGUUACAGCUGCUCAUUGUGUCCACAACUACAGGCUACCUCAAGUGUCCAGUUGGGUGGUUUAUGCUGGCAUUAUAACCAGUAAUUCAGCUAAACUGGCUGAAUACCAAGGCUUUGCUGUGGAGAGGAUCAUCUACAACAAGAAUUACAACCACAGGACUCAUGACAAUGAUAUCGCUUUGGUUAAAUUAAGAACUCCUUUGAACUUCUCAGACACCAUCAGACCUGUGUGUCUUCCGCAGUAUGACCAUGAUCUCCCAGGUGGGACCCAGUGCUGGAUCUCUGGUUGGGGAUAUACACAGCCAGAUGACGUUCAUAUACCAGAGGUUCUCAAAGAGGCACCUGUACCUUUAAUAAGUACAAAGAAAUGCAAUAGCUCUUGCAUGUACAAUGGAGAGAUCACUCCUCGAAUGCUUUGUGCAGGUUAUACAGAGGGAAAAGUAGAUGCAUGUCAGGGGGACAGUGGAGGCCCUCUGGUUUGCCAGGAUGAAAAUGUUUGGAGGCUGGUUGGUGUUGUUAGCUGGGGAACAGGCUGUGCUGAGCCAAACCAUCCAGGGGUUUAUACCAAAGUGGCUGAGUUUUUAGGGUGGAUAUAUGAGAUUAUAGAGAGCUACUAAAGACUGAUGUUUGAAGAGAAGAAUAUCCUGACCUGUGGCCUUUUUAUUUUAUUUAUUAUAUUUUAUUAUGUAACACCUCAA
Pimephales promelas (fathead minnow) is the source of this 2268-nucleotide messenger RNA. RefSeq names its product transmembrane serine protease 5 (gene tmprss5). Gene Ontology annotation, biological process: proteolysis. Gene Ontology annotation, molecular function: serine-type endopeptidase activity. Gene Ontology annotation, cellular component: membrane. Lineage: Eukaryota; Metazoa; Chordata; Actinopteri; Cypriniformes; Leuciscidae. The record is from RefSeq and is a predicted model, not a curated record.